Sorghum bicolor (sorghum) is the source of this 1167-nucleotide messenger RNA. RefSeq lists its product as uncharacterized. The record is from RefSeq and is a predicted model, not a curated record. NCBI's taxonomy places the organism in Eukaryota, Viridiplantae, Streptophyta, Magnoliopsida, Poales, Poaceae. Gene Ontology annotation, cellular component: plasma membrane. The transcript has a single exon. The coding region runs from base 276 to 920 and encodes 214 amino acids.
GAGAACUCAAAUUCGAAUCUCUCCGUCGUCAACAGUCACUCAAAGCACAAACCGAAAGCAAAAAAGAUGAGCACCGGAGCACGGCUUUCAAAGCAACACACCCCAGACAUCUAGCUGUGGCCAUCUCUUUGAUUCUUUGCCCUCCAAGAAAGCCUGCGGCACAUGGAGUACACACCCCUCGUCCCCUCUGAACGACGAUCUCCUCUAUACAAAGCGCCGCCGCGCAACCGGGAACAGCUAGCUGCGACGUCGCCACGCACAGACUACAGUAACAAAUGCCGGCGGCGGCGGCGAUGCGGGGGGACAUCACGUACAGCGGGCGCGCGCGGCGGGUGGCCGUGCUCCGCUGCCUCGUCGCCGCGCUGGUGGUCACCAUCCUGCUCGCGGGGCUGGCCGCGCUCAUCUUCUGGCUCGUGGUCCGCCCGAAACCCAUCGACUACACCGUCACCCGCGCCGUGGCGCGCCACUUCAACGUCACCCCGCCGCAGCCCGACGACGCCACGGCGAACGCGACGUUCUACCUCACGCUGGCCGCCAACAACCCGAACCGGCGCGUGUCGAUCCUGUACGAGUGGGUGGAGUUCCGCGUGCUGUACGGCGAGGGCGAGGCGGCGCAGCUGGCGACCGGGGACGCGCCGGCGUUCGCCCAGCCGCACCGCAACGAGACGCGGCUGGACGUGCGCGCCGUGGCGCGGUCGGUGCACGUCGGGGAGCAGACCGCGCGGGAGCUGCGGCACGACCUCGCGGCGGGGCAGGUGGGCGUCGACGUCCGGAUGCACGCGCGCGUCCAGUUCAAGGUCGCCGGCGUCAGGAGCAGGCGCUACGACCUGCAGGCGUUCUGCUCGCCCGUCGUCAUCGGCCUCGCGCCGUCGUCCGCAAGGUCGUUCCAGAGCGUGCCGUGCGACGCCGCCAUCUCGUAAGGCCAGUAGGCAACACAACAUGCAUGCAUGGAGAGCCCGCGUGCCACUCGAUCGGAUCGAUCGGAUCACUAGCUAGCUAAGUGCCUGAGUGUGGUGUGCUGCAAAAAUCUACUAGCAGCUUGGCCUGGCUCAAUAUGCAUGUUUUGUUAGGUUUAGAUGUUUGACUUGGUACGCCUACGUACCCAUAUAUAUUGACGUGUCUUGUAAAUCCAGCUAAUUCUGCUUGCUACCUUCUUUCGUUUCGAAA